This is a messenger RNA of Punctularia strigosozonata HHB-11173 SS5, 1250 nucleotides long. RefSeq lists its product as uncharacterized. The record is from RefSeq and is a predicted model, not a curated record. Lineage: Eukaryota; Fungi; Basidiomycota; Agaricomycetes; Corticiales; Punctulariaceae. Bases 320 to 892 code for a protein of 190 amino acids. The transcript has 4 exons.
CCCAAUUUAUCUCAACGACGAGCUUCAAGACUACUAUGAACAUGAAAACGAGGUAUGCCGGACGAACAACGAUCAUAUAGUCAACCUCACUGUAUGUUACAGGUCGCAUCCCCCGGUCCAGCUUGGGACGACUCCGUGUCGGAGAUCGCCCAGUCUUCCGUACCAUCGUCAUCCUCCACGCAGUCCUCGCCACGGUUCUCCGGCGCGUGUCGAUCAUUCUGGUCUGCACGGUGCCCGCUUGAACGGACAAAACGCGAGGCCACCUGGCCGUCAUAAACGCGGCCCAGCCCCCGAUACCGAGCUGUUGGUGCAGUCGACGAUGUCAACACCGAACGAUGGCCAAGCCGACGACCGCUCCUUGCUACCCGACGUGCCCUCUGCCCUCUUCGGGGGUUCUUCGACGGAAUCAGUCCGCCGACGUUCACAUCGGCUGGAAAAGGCGGUCCAGAAGGCGGUCCAGAAGGCGGUCCAGAAGGCUGAGACGGCAUCCAACAAUCGGAAGCGGAGGCUUGACGACGUCGAAGAUGACGAGGACGAGGACGACUACCUGCCGGCUAUAGGACGCAGCGCCCGCCACCGCCGUUCGGCGCCGAAGAAACGCCCGCGCAUAAGCGAGCCGAAGAAGACUGUCGAGCCAGUUCACGUCGCCGAACACGAAAAGCCCUUUUACUGCGCGAAAUGCAACAAGGGUUUUGGGCGGCGGUCGGAUUUGAAUCGACACUUCGAUUCCUUCAUGCAUACCGGCAUACCGAAGGACCAGCGCGACGACAACGACCAUCUCCAAUGCGAGUGGUGCAAAAAGCGGUUCUCGCGCGAUGAUGCGCUCAUGCGACAUCGAAAAGGGGACUACAGAGGGAAGGGUGGCGCUACCCGCGGGUCCCCGCGCGCAUGACUUCACGGCUAUAUUGAGCAUUUGUAUACCAAAGCAUGGAAUAGCUAGCUUGUUGUAUUGCUCGCAUAGAAGCCACUCUGACUGCUGUCGACUUUUUGGCCCGAAUGAACCUCCGGCGUCUGGCAAUCACGCAGACCCACGACGGCAACGCGACGAUCAUACACGAUCUCAAGGAUCUGACCCAUUCAGAGUCUGGAGGAGUGCUAGGCGAUUUAGAGCGACCGUGAGUGCACUAGAUGAGUGGCGAUUGAACGGCGAAGUGACAACUGUUAUCGCCACCGGCGCCGAAAACCAGAAGUAUAUGGUUGCAUCAGCCCGCCAGCGGACGACUUGUCUUGCAUGUCAGGUAUGCGGCAAC